GACUGUUGCUAUUAGACUGAUGGAGUGCUGGUUAUCAUCAGUUAAAUAUAUGGUGGAAUCUUGCAAUCGGCAUGUCUUAGUUGUGAUUAUAUGAAUAUCUUAAUUGAGGUUAGAUAUAUUUUUUAUAAGAUUAUCAAAUUUACUGUACAAUAUAACUUGCGUUGUGUUAUUCUUCAGAAAAUAACCUAGAAACAAAUAAUUUAUUGACUGGGAUUGUCAUUGUUUCUUUCGUAGAAUUUUUCAUUACAUAGACUACUUAUUUAUAGUAGAGAAAUGUCUCAAAAAACGUUGUUUAAUUAUUUUAACAAAAGUAUAACAUCAAAUGGGAGUCCAAAUAAUACAAAAUCAAGUCCACCCAAAACGCCAUCCCUCAAACGCAAGUUGGAUAAUGGCAAAGAAAAAGACAGUCCAAAGUCGGUUAAUGGAUCUGUAAAGAAAAAGACACCAGUGUCAAAAAAGAAAAAAGAAGAAGUCGUAUACAAGUCCGAUAGUGAAGAAGAAGAAACAAAGACUCCUCCUGAAAAGAGAAGACGAGUUUUUGAAAUAGAUAGUGAAGGGGAUGCUACAGAAGAUGAAUUUAUACCAGAUGAGCAUGACGAGAGCUCAGAAGAUGAAUCUUUAUCUGAACAUUCAGAGUCAGAACCAGACACUGCGUCAGAAGAUGGAAGUCCAGUUAAAAAAGUCCGGAAACACAAUCCAAAAGACAAUAAAAAAGGAGGAACCAAGAAAAAAUCUGCUCCAUCAGUUACACCAGCCAAAGCUAAACUUCAGCUGUUCAAACCAUCCACACCGUCUACUCCAGGAAACAAAGAGAAUGCUGUCUUGGACGGAGGAGAUAGUAACUGGCCUCAUCUUAAGUAUGAUUUCCUCCAGCCAAACAGAAUAAAGGACAUAAAGAUGAGACCGCCAAGCCACCCUGAGUAUGACCCUAGAACAGUGCAUGUUCCUGAUGAUUUCAAACAAAAUUUGACUCCUGCCAUGAGACAAUGGUGGGAGAUGAAGGCCAAACACUAUGAUUGUAUUUUGUUUUUUAAAGUGGGCAAAUUCUAUGAGUUGUACCAUAUGGAUGCUGUCAUUGGAGCUACAGAAUUAAGCUUACUCUACAUGAAGGGGGAUUUUGCCCACACCGGAUUCCCAGAGGUAGCAUAUGGGAAGUAUGCAGCAGCGCUUGUCGAGAGAGGACACAAAGUGGCCAGAGUCGAGCAGGUGGAGACCCCAGACAUGAUGGGAGAGAGAGUCAAGAAGAUUAUUAAACCCACAAAGUUUGACAGAGUUGUGAAAAGAGAAAUCUGUCAGUUGACUUCCAAGGGGACCAGAGUGUUCACGGUCCAGGAUGGAGAAUCUGUUGGUGCGGAUGCUUCCUAUCUUUUGGCUCUCACUGAGAAGGAAUGCGAUGGUGGAAAGUCUUUGUAUGGAGUUUGUUUUGUGGACACUUCAAUUGCAAAUUUUCACCUUGGUCAAUUUACGGAUGACAAGCAUUGCUCACGGUUGCGUACCUUGUUUGCCCACUAUCCUCCAGCUCAGGUUUUGUACGAAAGGGGUCAGCUAUCCCCACGUACUCAACAGGUGCUAAAUACUUCUUUGACUUCUGCAAUCAAAGAACAUUUAGCUCCAGAGUCAGAAUUCUGGAGUUCUACAAAAACUUUGACAACUUUGUCAGAAAGAAAGUAUUUUGAAGAUGGCACUCCUGAAGGACUUAAGCCAUUUCUUAGUGAUUCUGACUCACUGGGCCUGACUGCAAGCGACGAGGCUGACCUUGCAGUGAAGGCUCUUGGUGCCGUCACAUGGUACCUGAGUAGGUGUCAGUUAGACCAGCAGUUGCUAUCAAUGGGCCAGUUCACAACAUAUAAGCCUGUAGAUCAAGAGGUUCCUUUACAAGAGGAUAAGAAGUCGUCAGAUGUUAUAACUGCUAGACAUAUGAUUCUUGACUCCACUACUCUGAAGAACCUUAAUGUUUUGGAAAACUCAUGUGGUGGAACAGCUGGCACUUUAUUGUCAAAGUUGGACCACUGUUCUACCCCCAUGGGAAAAAGGUUACUCCACCAGUGGUUGUGCAGUCCGUUGACAGGGAUCAAGAGUAUUGAGGCUCGGCAGCGUGCUGUCACAGAACUGAUUGGUCAGCCCGACCUGGUGCAGAGUGUACGAGGCCUCAUGACCAAGCUCCCAGACCUGGAGAGACUACUGUCAAGGAUAUUCGCUCAGAGUAGUCGUGGACAAAAUGCUUCUCACCCAGAUAGUCGAGCCAUAUUCUUUGAAGAAAAAACUCAUUCAAAGAAAAAAAUCAUAGAGUUUAUAUCAGUUCUAAAUGGGUUUCAAGCAGCUCAAGAAAUUGCUGAAAAAUUUCAGGGCUCAGGUGUUGGAGAGUUAUCUGAAAUUCUUUGUCAGUGCUCCCAUUUUCCAUCCACCAACCCUCCUGGAAAGUUUCCAGAUCUAUCGGAUCAUCUAACCUUUUUCAAGAAUGCGUUUGACCACACAGAGGCCAGCAAAGAAGGUCACAUCAUACCAAGUGCUGGUGUGGAUCCAGACUAUGAUGAAGCUGUUGAAGCUUUAACUUUACUAGAGUCCGAGCAGAAAGCAUAUCUGAAAAGUCAAUGCGAAUUCUUUAAAACUACUUUGAAGUACGUUGGAACAGACAAGAAGAGGUUCCAGCUGGAGAUACCAGAAGCUGCCUGUCGCAAGAUUACCUCCUCGGACUAUCUGCUGCAGGGUCAGAGGAAGGGCUUUAAGAGGUAUUGGACUUCCAAAACUAAGGAGUUUUUGGAAAACCAAAUGGCGGCAGAAGAAAGAAAGAAGAACGUCUUACACGGCCUAAGAAAACGAAUUUUCUCUCGAUUCAGUGAAAGGUACACAGAUUGGAUGGCAGCGGUUCAGUGUGUAUCAGUACUAGAUGUACUUAUGUCCUUUGCCGAGUACAGUAGACGUCAAGAGGGUGACAUCUGCAUUCCAGAGUUCCAGCCAACUGACACAUGUAUUCAGCCGUUUGUGAAGCUCAAAGGUGGCAGCUAUCCAUGUACCACUGGGGACGAAGUUUUCAUCCCAAAUGACACAGUGAUUGGAGACCCUACCACACGAUCUCCCAGUCUGAUACUGGUAACCGGUCCCAACAUGGGAGGCAAGUCCACACUGAUGCGACAACUAGGACUCCUCACCAUCAUGGCCCAACUGGGAUGCAGAGUACCAGCAGAGAGCCUUAAGUUGAGCCCAGUGGACCGCAUCUUUACCCGACUUGGAGCUAAUGAUGACAUUAUGGCAGGAGAGAGCACCUUCUAUGUUGAGUUGUGUGAGACGUCUGCUAUCCUAGCUCAUGCCAGUAAACACUCUCUUGUCCUUAUCGAUGAACUAGGUCGAGGAACAUCAACAUAUGAUGGAACUGCCAUAGCGCAUGCAGUGUUAAGACAACUGACAACGAUGCAAUGUCGGACACUGUUUUCUACUCAUUACCACUCUCUGGUUGAGGAUUUCAAGGACUGUGAUAAUGUUGCUCUUGGUCACAUGGCAUGUAUGGCAGAGUCGGAGAUGGAGGAGGAGGGUGAGGGGAUACAAGAAAACAUAACUUUCCUGUACAAGUUUGCAGCCGGAGCCUGUCCAAAAUCAUAUGGAUUCAACGCUGCUAGGUUGGCAGGCGUACCGGCUCACAUUAUCAAAGUGGGGUAUGCUCGCGCUAAGGCGCUUGAGGCUGAGUGUCGCUUGCGCAAGACAUUCCAGAACAUUUUCUUAAAGGAGAUUAACGUUGAUCUGUUCAAACAGCAGAUUUCAGCUCUCUAAAUAAGUACCUGAAGAUUUCUUAACGUUUUCUUGUUUUCUAAUCAUCACUUAUGUAUCAUAACUAUAAUUAGAAGUUAAUCUAGAAAUAAGUUAGAUUUACAAUGAUUUAAAUUAGAAAACCCGAGCUUUUGCAACUUCCCUAUGAGAAAGUUUGACUAACUUCUGUUAUUUUAAAUAGGAGCCUAGUAAUAUGUCAAAUGAAAAAUUCAGUCAUAACAACUCUUAAAAAAGAAGUUUAUUGAGGCAGCCAUUUUGAACGGCAUAGCAACCUUUACUAUAAUACUGUCAGAUGCGUGUUGAACGUAGCCACACAGGGCCAUUCAGAUUACGCUGCUACUCCAUUCUGCUCGGUGAUCAUAUGCCUCAGCAGUUUAUUUUCCAAUUGACCCUCAUAUCAAGCAGAUAAAAAAUAUACAUUUAUUUUCAAACCAAUAACUUAAAAUGUAAACUCCAAUUACAAAUAGGGAUUAUGUCAGCUGUCCUUCAAGCAAAGAAUAAAAGUGCCUUUAUGAUGCAAUAGUGAAAAUGUUAUGUAAUUUACUUUCUAAAUAUAUAAGUUGCACUUUUAAACCUUAUAUGCCAGUAUCCGGUGUAGAGAUGUUUUAGGUAUGUUGGUAGUACCGGCACUCUGUUAAUACAGAAUGUGGCAGUGAAAAGAUUAUCACUUUACGUAUAAAUAUUAUGAUGUAUAUAAUAAAUCAUCAGCAGUAACGCUUUGAAAUCAUUUAAUUUUUAAAUAACGUGCUUGGUUAGAUUGAGAUCUUGUAAUAUGUCACUUCUUUUUUGGUGUUGUUUUGAUAUAAUUGCCUAAGUUUGCUAUAUUUAUUGAGAGUUUCACAUUAAAUUUACCUUUGAAGAGUUUAAUUUAAUCCUAAGUAGUAAUAACUAAAAUGAUAUAAUACAACAGAUUCUAUUUCAUUUUGCAAAUGUGUUUUUCUGAGGAUAAGAGAGAGUGAAAAUAAUAAACAGAUCUGAAGAUGAGGGGAGGGGGAGGAAAUUUUACAGCUGGCAUUGCUUGUAACAACUAUUAGUGACUUAAUAGUUAAGUGGAAUCAAAUGUGUAUAAAGUUUAGGCUUUAUUUCACAAUUAAUUGUAUUGCAUACACAUUCUGCAUUAUAAAAUUCAAUGGUUACUGUUGUUGGAUUUUCCACUAGAUUAUAUCAAACAGCUAGUUUAAUAAUUCAGUUUGUUGAUGACAUGAAUAUUAGGUGUUAGUUAUUAUAAAAAAGACAUAUUUCUCUGUAUGAAAUAUGAGUUUUGAGACAUACAUAUAAAACAUGUGCAUAAAGUAAAUUGCCUUGUUGAGGAUAAAAUUAGACAUUGGCCAUUAGAAAAUAGAUAUAAUAAUAUAGUGUAUCCAAAACUAUAAUAAACAACCAAUAAUAUUACUGGUUGUUUCAUUAUGGAUAACAUUGAGUAAAAUCUUUCCUUAGUCAAAACUCUUUUGUGGGUUGAUGAACAAGUUUUAUAUUUAGAAGUAUUUAUUUACUUUUGAAUUAUACUUUUUGUGUUUUAGCUUUUACAAAAGAAAAACAUAUAGUCCAUACAAUAGUUUGUUAUUGUCAAAGUUGCAUCAAGUGAUUGUUUAGUAAGUGAGUUGAAAUUCUGUGAUUUGGCCCAGUCUACAUUACUUUGGUUUGUUCACAGAGUUUCCUAUACAGGUCAAAUUUUGUUUAUAUGUUUAUUUUACACUAUAUACUUUUUUAAUUGUGUCAAUGAAACAAGCGGUUUUGAACUAAAAUCAAUAUUGCUUUGUGUUGUCAAGGCAGGUUUGUACAUUUAUUUCAUUAUUUCUUUUUACAUAAUACUCAACUGUUCCUGAAACAUUGUUUGUUCUUGUGUUGUUGUAUACUUGUGUUAAGUUUUUCAAUGUUCCAUUAAAUGUGAUUUUAUCAAAUCAGA
Messenger RNA from Homalodisca vitripennis (glassy-winged sharpshooter), 5668 nucleotides. RefSeq names its product DNA mismatch repair protein Msh6 (gene Msh6). NCBI's taxonomy places the organism in Eukaryota, Metazoa, Arthropoda, Insecta, Hemiptera, Cicadellidae. The transcript has 24 exons. Gene Ontology annotation, molecular function: ATP-dependent DNA damage sensor activity; ATP binding; mismatched DNA binding. Gene Ontology annotation, biological process: mismatch repair. Gene Ontology annotation, cellular component: nucleus; MutSalpha complex. The coding region runs from base 274 to 3765 and encodes 1163 amino acids. The record is from RefSeq and is a predicted model, not a curated record.